AAACCACUCUCGCUUUCCAUAUAAAGCAUGUAGUAUUGCAUCACAUAACUCUCCUAGGAUUAGGAACAUUCAUCUACGGAAAUCUUGUCCUUCUUCUUCUCUCCCGUACUACUCCUUCUCCUUACAAAUCACUCCUAUAAUCUUCAAGUCAAAGGUGAUAUUUGGGAAGGAGCCCUAAAAUAUAAUUUUUUUUACCAAAGAUGGGGAGAGGUAAGAUUGCGAUUCGAAGGAUCGACAACUCCACUAGCCGUCAAGUGACUUUCUCGAAGAGAAGAAAUGGAUUGCUUAAGAAAGCUAGAGAAUUGUCGAUUCUUUGUGAUGCUGAAGUUGGAUUGAUGGUGUUCUCCAGCACUGGCAAGCUUUAUGACUAUGCAAGUACAAGCAUGAAAUCUGUGAUUGAACGCUACAACAAGCUAAAAGAGGAACACCAUCACCUCAUGAAUCCGGCUUCAGAAGCGAAGUUUUGGCAGACAGAAGCAGCAAGCUUGAGGCAACAGCUUCAGUACUUGCAGGAAUGCCACAGGCAAUUAAUGGGGGAAGAACUUAUGGGUUUGGGUAUUAAAGAACUACAAAGUCUGGAAAACCAACUGGAGAUGAGUUUAAAGGGUGUCCGCAUGAAAAAGGACCAAAUUUUAACUAAUGAGAUUGAAGAACUACGCCAAAAGGGAAAUCUCAUUCAUCAAGAAAAUGUUGAACUCUAUCAAAAGAUGGAGCAGAUCCAAAAAGAAAAUGCAGAGCUACAGAAGAAGGUUUAUGAAGCAAGGAGUACAAAUGAAGAAAAUGUGGCAUCCAAUCCUUCUUAUAAGGUCAGAAAUGGAUAUGAUUUACAUGCACCUAUUAGUCUCCAACUAAGUCAGCCACAGCCUCAAUACAGUGAACCAUCAGCCAAAGCAAUAAAACUCGGGUAUCCACUCAAACUGAUAUAUCAAGUCUAUAAUUUUUCUUUUUAAUUUCACAAGAAAUUAAACACUUAAUCUCUGUACCAGAUUGCAGCUGCAUUAGCAAAAACUGUUCAGUAAUCGGGGAGGUUGUCAUUUUGUACCAAGCAGCCAACAAAGCAACAACUUCUCCCUAGAAUGAUCAGACUUCUUUGAGUUGGAUCUUGUAGUUCAUCAACCACAUUUGUUCCAUUCAACAGUACAACAUAUGUAUGGUACGAGAUUAUCUACCAAGAAGCAUACAAUUGCUGUUAAGGAUCAGACAUAAUGUUUACCUUUGUAAAUUUUGUGCAAUAAAAACAUAACACAAUUGAGUCUGGUGUUGUUUUAUAUAAAUUCUAAAUACAUAUGUUGUGAUCAAUUAAUUCGUAUUCAGAAUGCAACCAUCUAUGCCUAUACCU
Molecule: messenger RNA, 1339 nt
Organism: Glycine soja
Lineage: Eukaryota; Viridiplantae; Streptophyta; Magnoliopsida; Fabales; Fabaceae
Product: MADS-box transcription factor ANR1-like
Exons: 8
Coding region: 201-950 (249 amino acids)
Biological process (GO): positive regulation of transcription by RNA polymerase II
Cellular component (GO): nucleus
Molecular function (GO): protein dimerization activity; DNA-binding transcription factor activity, RNA polymerase II-specific; RNA polymerase II cis-regulatory region sequence-specific DNA binding
Source: RefSeq, a predicted model, not a curated record